Molecule: messenger RNA, 969 nt
Organism: Drosophila mojavensis
Lineage: Eukaryota; Metazoa; Arthropoda; Insecta; Diptera; Drosophilidae
Exons: 3
Coding region: 1-921 (306 amino acids)
Source: RefSeq, a predicted model, not a curated record
AUGACCUCGCGCCGUCAACGUACGCGUAUGCCAAACUUUACAGUUGCAGAGGAGAAUGUGCUGAGGGCAUUGACAGCAAAAUAUUUUAACCAGAUUGAGGAGAAGACCUCGAAUGCGCAUGUCUGGCGCGCCAAGAAUCGGGCCUGGGAGGACAUAGCCAUAGAGUUUUUCAAAAAUACGAAUAUUCAGCGAUCGGCUGUUAAGCUUAAGUCCAAAUAUGAGACGAUGAAGAAACUCAAUAAACUAGCGAAUAUGUCGGUAAAGACCGAGCCAACACUGGUCGAAGAUUCGCUUCGAUUAGUGGAUCAAAGCGGCGAAGUUGGAGAGUCUCAGAUGGGAUUGGUUCAGGUUGAAGCUGAGCAGGCAAAGUUAUUAGCUCGCGUCAAAACAGAGAUUCAAUCUGAAGAAGAAGCAGAUGUGGUUGACCAAGAUCAGACCAUGUCCGUGCACCAUCAUGCAGAGAACUCAUUCGGUGAUGAUGAUCAGAUCAUGUCCGAAUCCCAAUUUGAUAAUAAUUGCAAAAUCGAAUCAACACCGUCCACAGAGAAAGGUGUUAAGGAUAUACGAGAGCUUGUGCAGCAGUAUACAAACUUUAAUCAGGGCGGCGAUGAACAAAUAAUUGUUGCCAAGAACACUAUCCCCUGUAGGCAAACAGGAAUAGAAUCUUUGCAGUGCAGCCAUGGCGAACAGCUUGAUCUAACUACGAUCUUAACAAAAAAACUAUUGAAAACCCGUUUCAAGCCUUCCAGAGAACUGAGUGGUACUCAGAAAUCGUUGGCCGCUCAAUUCCGCUAUUAUCGUAACUCUGAUAUCAGAGCUCAACAGAAACAUUUGGCGGAACUCAAGAAUCUUGAAGUUCAGCGCAAAAUUCUAGAGCUCGAAUUGAAGAUCAAACAAAAAGAGUUUGACAAAAAUUGUUAAUAAAUGUUUCUUUGAAAGAUAAAUACAUUAAUGAUAUUAUAUUGGAAA